GGAGCCGGCGCUGCCAUGCGCGGUGAGGGGCGUGGUCUGGAUAAGCCCCGCCCACCGCAUCGAGCCCCGCCCCCUUUCCGGUACCGGCCCCGCCCGAUGCCGCCGCCGGGCCCCUCCGCGGGCGCCCCCUGCCGCUCGGCCCCCGCCCCGCCCCACCGGCGGAGGCCCCGCCCGUUCCGGCGCUCACCCCGCCCUGCCCCGCCUCGGUCCGGCCCAGCCCCGCGCGGUAAGAUGGCGGCGGCGGCGGCGGCCGAGGCCGAGUGCGAUGUGGUCAUGGCGGCGCCCGACGGGCCCGGCGAUGCCGACAGCGACGAGGAGGCGCGCAGAGAAGCAGAAGCAUUCAAGGAGCAGGGAAAUGCAUACUACGCCAAGAAAGACUACAACGAAGCAUUCAACUACUACACAAAAGCCAUAGAUACGUGUCCCAAUAAUGCCAGCUAUUAUGGGAACAGAGCUGCCACGCUCAUGAUGCUGGGGAGGUUCCGGGAAGCGCUGGAGGACGCUCAGCAAUCGGUCAGGUUGGACGACAGCUUUGUACGGGGCCAUCUCCGGGAAGGGAAGUGCCACCUUUCCCUAGGGAAUGCCAUGGCUGCCAGCCGCUGCUUUCAACGAGUUUUAGAGCUGGAUCAUAAGAAUACCCAGGCACAGCAGGAGCUGAAGAAUGCCACGACUGUGCUUGAGUAUGAGAAAAUAGCUGAAGUGGAUUUUGAGAAACGGGAUUUCAGGAAGGUUGUGUUUUGCAUGGAUCGUGCUUUGGAGUUUGCCCCCGCGUGUCACCGGUUCAAAAUCCUCAAGGCCGAGUGCUUGGCGCUGCUGGGCCGGUACCCCGAGGCACAGUCUGUGGCCAGCGAUAUCCUGCGGAUGGACUCGACCAACGCCGACGCGCUGUACGUGCGCGGGCUGUGCCUGUACUACGAGGACUGCAUCGAGAAGGCCGUGCAGUUCUUCGUGCAGGCCCUCAGGAUGGCCCCCGACCACGAGAAGGCUUGUCUUGCCUGCAGGAAUGCCAAAGCACUUAAAGCGAAGAAGGAGGACGGGAAUAAAGCAUUCAAGAAAGGCAACUACAAACUAGCGUAUGAACUGUACACAGAGGCACUAGGAAUAGACCCAAACAAUAUCAAAACAAAUGCCAAACUCUACUGCAACAGGGGGACGGUUAAUUCAAAGCUUAGGAAACUUGAAGAAGCAAUCGACGACUGCACGAACGCAGUGAAACUGGACGACACGUAUGUCAAAGCCUACCUGAGGAGGGCACAGUGUUACAUGGACACAGAACAAUAUGAAGAUGCUGUAAGAGACUAUGAGAAGGUUUAUCAGACAGAGAAAACAAAAGAACACAAGCAGCUCCUAAAGAACGCACAGGUGGAACUGAAAAAGAGCAAACGGAAAGACUACUACAAAAUCCUGGGGGUGAACAAAAACGCCUCUGAAGAUGAGAUCAAGAAGGCUUACAGGAAACGAGCACUAAUGCACCAUCCAGACCGACACAGUGGAGCAAGUGCAGAAGUACAAAAGGAAGAAGAGAAGAAAUUUAAGGAGGUUGGUGAAGCCUUUACCAUCCUGUCAGAUCCCAAGAAGAAGGCCCGCUAUGACAGUGGGCAGGAUUUGGAAGAGGAUGGAUUAAACAUGGGAGAAUUUGAUCCAAAUAACAUCUUCAAGGCCUUCUUCAGCGGGCCAGGGGGCUUCAGCUUCGAAGCUUCUGGGCCUGGAAAUUUCUUUUUCCAGUUUGGCUAAGAAGCAAACAAACACAAAUCAAACCACACAUACCUGAUCUGCUUCUUUUAACCUCGAAUACGGACAGCCCCAGACUCCUCCUCCAUCACGUCUCGUUGUCCUUAGAGCAGUUUCAUUUCUGGGUUGGAGCCUCUGUUUGUGUGUUGUGUGUGUGAAGAGGAAACCAGCUCGGGAGGGGAAGGCUUGUGAAUUUUGUUUUACUGUUAACUUUAUUAAAAAAAAAAAAAAAAUAAAGCUUUGAAUCUUCUGGUCCCUC
Messenger RNA from Prinia subflava (tawny-flanked prinia), 1990 nucleotides. RefSeq names its product DnaJ heat shock protein family (Hsp40) member C7 (gene DNAJC7). The transcript is spliced from 14 exons. Gene Ontology annotation, molecular function: protein binding. The record is from RefSeq and is a predicted model, not a curated record. Bases 16 to 1734 code for a protein of 572 amino acids. NCBI's taxonomy places the organism in Eukaryota, Metazoa, Chordata, Aves, Passeriformes, Cisticolidae.